Histoplasma mississippiense is the source of this 1320-nucleotide messenger RNA. RefSeq names its product proteasome-activating nucleotidase. Gene Ontology annotation, molecular function: ATP hydrolysis activity; proteasome-activating activity; ATP binding. Gene Ontology annotation, biological process: proteasome-mediated ubiquitin-dependent protein catabolic process. The record is from RefSeq and is a predicted model, not a curated record. NCBI's taxonomy places the organism in Eukaryota, Fungi, Ascomycota, Eurotiomycetes, Onygenales, Ajellomycetaceae. Bases 1 to 1320 code for a protein of 439 amino acids. Gene Ontology annotation, cellular component: proteasome regulatory particle, base subcomplex. The transcript is spliced from 4 exons.
AUGCCCAGCGCCACGGGCCAGAACUGGGAGAAGUACAAGAAGAACUUUGCAGAUGAUGAAGAGCCAGAGAAGAAGAUUACACCGCUAACAGAUGAGGACAUCCAAGUCCUCAAGACCUAUGGCGCAGCCCCAUACGCGGCCGCGUUGAAAAAGCUCGAAAAACAAAUCAAGGAGAAGCAAACAAGCGUCAACGAUAAGAUCGGAGUAAAGGAAUCCGACACCGGGCUUGCGCCACCGCACCUGUGGGAUGUUGCAGCAGAUAGACAACGAAUGCAAGAAGAACAGCCACUACAAGUCGCACGCUGUACGAAAAUUAUACAAGAUGAGAAGGAUCCGGAAAAAAGUAAAUAUGUCAUCAACGUUAAACAGAUAGCCAAGUUCGUUGUGAACCUUGGGGAGCGAAUCAGCCCUACGGAUAUUGAAGAGGGCAUGCGUGUUGGGGUGGACCGAAAUAAAUACCAGAUUCUUCUCCCUUUACCUCCUAAGAUUGACCCAAGCGUUACGAUGAUGACAGUUGAAGACAAACCUGAUGUGACCUAUGGAGACGUUGGAGGAUGUAAGGAACAAAUUGAAAAACUUCGAGAAGUUGUCGAAAUGCCACUGCUGUCCCCAGAACGAUUCGUCAGUCUAGGAAUCGACCCACCAAAGGGAGCUUUGCUUUAUGGUCCACCUGGAACAGGAAAGACUCUGUGUGCCCGAGCUGUGGCCAACCGAACGGAUGCCACUUUCAUUCGGGUUAUUGGCAGUGAGUUGGUGCAGAAAUACGUUGGAGAGGGAGCUCGAAUGGUGCGUGAACUCUUUGAGAUGGCUAGGACAAAGAAGGCGUGCAUCAUUUUCUUCGACGAGAUUGAUGCGAUCGGAGGGGCGCGUUUUGAUGAUGGUGCCGGAGGAGACAACGAAGUACAAAGGACUAUGUUGGAACUGAUCACCCAAUUGGACGGGUUUGAUUCUCGAGGAAACAUCAAAGUCAUGUUUGCUACCAACAGACCAUCCACUCUUGAUCCAGCGCUGAUGAGACCGGGACGCAUUGACAGGAAGAUCGAGUUUUCUUUACCAGACUUGGAAGGGCGGGCUAACAUUCUGCGCAUUCAUGCCAGAAGUAUGUCGAUGGAACGAGAUAUCAGAUGGGAACUUAUUUCUCGGCUCUGCCCAAACUCGACCGGGGCAGAGCUUCGAAGCGUGGCAACCGAAGCGGGAAUGUUCGCCAUCCGAGCCCGGCGAAAGGUCGCAACGGAGAAAGAUUUUCUGGCUGCAGUUGAUAAGGUGAUAAAGGGGAACCUGAAGUUCAACUCGACUGCAACAUACAUGCAGUACAACUAA